Triplophysa dalaica is the source of this 1933-nucleotide messenger RNA. RefSeq lists its product as uncharacterized. The coding region runs from base 308 to 1912 and encodes 534 amino acids. NCBI's taxonomy places the organism in Eukaryota, Metazoa, Chordata, Actinopteri, Cypriniformes, Nemacheilidae. The record is from RefSeq and is a predicted model, not a curated record. The transcript has 8 exons.
AGAGUGUCGAGGAACUGAAAUAACUUCGCGUCAAUGUUUUUCUCUCUCCCACGAAAACAGUAAUUAUUGUAUGUUUCUAUACGGGAUUAUAUAUAUCCACACGCUGCAAUUUUAUUAAUGAAUUUAUUUAACUUAUUUUGAGUGCAUUUUUCUUUGUGUUGAUCUUUCUAUCUCGGACUGUUAUUUUUUCUAUCGCUUCUGUUCUCGUCUAUUUUGGAUUUUCGAUCUUGGAGAAGUGAAAACUAAUGCCAGCCAGAUAGGUCCACACCAUGAGCAACAGAAGCUUUUUGGAUGACUAUUUGAAAAUAUGACAUAUAUAUUGGUUUUAUUCGCUCUGCGCUUAUGGCUUGCACGUGUUGAUGCAGAUGUAGUGAAGUCAGUGUCAGUGAUGGAGGGAGACUAUGUCACUCUUCACACUGAUCUUGCUAAAAACCAGACAGACAUUACAAUAACAUGGAGUUUUGGACUUGAAGCGACUCGUAUAGCUGAUAUCUUAAAAAGGGAUCAAAUGAACCAUUUCUUUGUUAGUAAGGAUGGGAUAUUCAGAGAUCAUCUACAGUUGGACAAUCAGACUGGAUCUCUCACCAUCACAAACAUCAGAACUGAACACACUGGACUUUAUAAACUAUUUAUUAGCAGGGACAAGGUCUCAUUUUUUGUUUUUAAUGUUACUGUACAUGCUCGUCUGUCUGUUCCUGUCAUCAUCAGAAACUCUUCUCAAUGUUCUUCAUCAUCAGAAAGAUCUUCAGUGUCAAAAUGUGUGUUGUUGUGUUCAGUGAUGAAUGUGACACAUGUGAGUCUCUCCUGGUACAAAGGAAACAGUUUAUUGUCCAUCAUCAGUGUGUCUGAUCUCAACAUCAGACUCUCUCUACCUCUGGAGGUGGAAUAUCAGGAUACAAACACAUACAGAUGUGUCAUCAACCAUACCAUCACAAACCAAACUCAACAUCUGGACAUCAACAAUGUCUGUAAAUCAUGUUCAGCACUCAUGAUGAAGCCACACUGGGUGGGAAUCACAGUUUUUAUUGUAAUGCUGGUUAUGACGACUGCAGCUCUGGGUGUAAUGUGGUUUCUCUACUACAGGAAAACUAGACACAGAGUUCAGACUCAUGAUGAGGAAGAGAUUCAUUAUGCAGAUACAACAUUUAGUGCACGCCAUAAUGAGAUUUCGUUUGGUGUUGGUGCAGAUGAAGUGAAGUCAGUGUCAGUGAUGGAGGGAGAUUCUGUCACUCUACACACUGAUCUCACUCACAUACAGACAGAUAUACAGAUACUCUGGACUUUUAAACUAAACACUCGUUUGGCCGAAAUCAUUAAAAGGGAACAGAUGAACACUUUGUCCGUUAGUAAGGAUGUGAUAUUCAGAGAUCAUCUACAGAUGAACAAUCAGACUGGAUCUCUCACCAUCACAGACAUCAAAACUGAACACACUGGACUUUAUCAACUACAGAUCAUCAGUGACAAGAUCUCAUUCACAAGUUUUACUGUUAUUGUCCAUGCUCGUCUUCCUGUUCCUGUCAUCAUCAGAAACUCUUCACAAUGUUCGUCAUCAUCAGAAAGAUCUUCAGUGUCAAAAUGUGUGUUGUUGUGUUCAGUGAUGAAUGUGACACAUGUGAGUCUCUCCUGGUACAAAGGAAACAGUUUAUUGUCCAGCAUCAGUGUGUCUGAUCUCAACAUCAGACUCUCUCUACCUCUGGAGGUGGAAUAUCAGGAUACAAACACAUACAGAUGUGUGGUGUCCAAUCCAGUCAGCAACCAGACUCAACAUCUAGACAUCACUCAUGUCUGUCAGUCAUGUUCAGCACUCACAAUGAUGCCACACUGGGUGGGAAUCACAGUUUUUUUUGUAUUGCUGGUUAUGGCGACUGCAGCUGUGGGUGUUUUGUGGUUUCUCUACUACAGGAAAACUUGACUUGGGCAAGUAUUAUAUGUU